AUGGAGCUGCAAAAGGCAGAGGAGAAAAUCGGGGAUCGGCCAAGACCUGGCCCCGCCCCACCAGUCUGGCCUGUUUUCUGCUGUCUGGAAAAGUACGAGCAGUUGAAGCAAUUCCUGGAAGAACUCUUCCCAAAUCAGCUAAACAUCAGUGGUGAAAUUGCCUCAGAACGUGGGGCCUUUGAGGUUAUUCUCCUAGACAGUGGCGAGAUAGUGCACUCUAAGAAAAAAGGCGAUGGGUAUGUGGACUCUGACGCAAAGCUCCAACGGAUCUGCAACGCCAUCAAGAUGAGGCUGGAGUCAAAGAGGUCCGUAUCUGAUCAGAAGCAAAAUGCAGGGGCUUGCUGA
Molecule: messenger RNA, 345 nt
Organism: Sphaerodactylus townsendi
Lineage: Eukaryota; Metazoa; Chordata; Lepidosauria; Squamata; Sphaerodactylidae
Product: selenoprotein W-like
Exons: 5
Coding region: 1-345 (114 amino acids)
Source: RefSeq, a predicted model, not a curated record